This is a messenger RNA of Girardinichthys multiradiatus, 2370 nucleotides long. RefSeq names its product transcription factor AP-4-like. Gene Ontology annotation, cellular component: nucleus. The transcript is spliced from 7 exons. Gene Ontology annotation, biological process: regulation of transcription by RNA polymerase II. The coding region runs from base 606 to 1595 and encodes 329 amino acids. NCBI's taxonomy places the organism in Eukaryota, Metazoa, Chordata, Actinopteri, Cyprinodontiformes, Goodeidae. Gene Ontology annotation, molecular function: protein dimerization activity; DNA-binding transcription factor activity, RNA polymerase II-specific; RNA polymerase II cis-regulatory region sequence-specific DNA binding. The record is from RefSeq and is a predicted model, not a curated record.
UAAAUUCUUAUAUUUUUUUCAUUUGGUAAAUUCAGUUUGUUUUGUUGUUUUUGUUUGCGUGUUGAUGUUUAUUGUACUGAAUGAUUGCUGUAAUAUUAAAUGUAUAGUAUUUUCUAACAAUUUUUUUCCCCCUUAAGUUAAUCAGAUUUAUUUGGCGUCUCUCAGCGCUAAAUAGUUCUUUGUUUACACGCAGUUCCCCCGUCUCUGCGGAAGGAGGCAUUUGGUGGUGCGGUGUGUGACUCCUACCAGCUGUUUCCCGCCUUGAAAGCAAUCCGAUCAGCUGCACACACAUCAACACACACUCACACACACAGAGACACGGUCAUGCAGAGGGGGAAAGCAAAGGGGAGGGAGAAGGAGAGGUAGAGCGCCACACACAACGAGGGAACCCCAUCAGCUGGAAGUCGAGUAACAUUACAACUCUCGGUAGCCUCAAAAAGAACUACAAUACACGGACGAGGGAUUCGGAUUUACUUUGAGGAUUUAACCCGCGUCGGAUCACGGGAUUUUUGUCAGCUGUUUCCCUUUAAUCUAGGGAGACUGCCGUUUUGUUUUUUUGUUUUUUUUAAUUUUGGUGAAGGGGGCCAAGCUGGCGAGAGGCGAGCAUGGAGUAUUUCAUGGUUUCAGCUCAGAAGGUGCCCCCGCUGCAACAUUUCAGGAAAACGGAGAAAGAAGUGAUUGGUGGUCUCUGUAGUCUGGCCAACAUUCCUCUGACCCCAGAAACAGCCAGGGACCAAGAGAGGCGAAUUCGCAGAGAGAUCGCCAACAGCAACGAGCGUCGGCGUAUGCAGAGCAUCAAUGCUGGAUUCCAGUCACUUAAAACACUCAUCCCACACAGUGAUGGGGAGAAGCUCAGCAAGGCUGCAAUCUUGCAACAGACAGCUGAGUACAUCUUCACUUUGGAGCAAGAGAAGACACGGCUAUUGCAUCAGAACAGUCAGCUCAAACGAAUCAUUCAGGAGUUAAGCGGUUCCUCCCCGAAGAGGAGACGUGCAGAGGAGAAAGAUGAAGGCAUCGGCUCACCAGACAUCCUGGAGGAGGAGAAGACUGAAGACCUGAAGAGGGAGAUGAUUGAGCUGAGGCAGCAGCUGGAAAAGGAGCGCACAGUCAGGAUGGUGCUGGAGGAUCAGAUGCGCUCCCUGGAUGCUCAGCUGUACCCAGAGAAGCUGAAGGCGAUCGCCCAGCAGGUCCAGGAGCAGCAAGCCCAGACUCAGAGUCUUGUUCAUCUGCAGAAGCAGCUAGAGAGGGACCUCACUCCAGCACACAGCCCCCAGGUGUUGGCUCCUGCUACCCCGCCGGCACCCACACACCAUGCCACCGUCAUCGUUCCUGCACCUGCACAGACUCCCCAGUCCCAUCACGUUACCGUGGUAACCAUGGGCCCAACAUCGGUUAUUAAUUCUGUGUCCACAUCUCGACAGAACCUGGACACCAUCGUUCAAGCAAUCCAGCAUAUCGAGGGCACCCAGGGAAAGGGUUUCGAGGAAGAGCAGAGGAGGGCGGUCAUCGUUACUUCGGGGCGCAUGCUCUCUGACGCGGCGGGCUCAGACACGGCAUCGAACAGCGACGGACCCGACGAGUCUUCGCUGCCAUGAGCUCGUCUCCCUGAAGGCUCGUGUACCGUACACCUUCAUACACACACACACUCACAGACAAAAGGGCCCCAGAGCAGACCAGGGCUACGGGAGACCACAAACUCACAGCACUCUUGAUCAGUGGGCAUAAACCAGGCUGGUUGUUGGAUUAUAGCACUCAUUUUGACUUGUUUGUUUUUGUUUUUCUCUUCAACAGAUUUUAUGAAAAUAGGCCCCUGAAAAGGUUUACAAUUACACAUGCAUACCCAUAGUUUCUCUCUUUUUUUUGCUUACCUCCAGCCUCAGCUCUUUUACUCACCUACACAAACUCUUGUCUCUUCGUGAAUCUAUGGAAAUAUAAUUAAAGCUACUACUUUGCAGAUUGAUUUUUAUAGACUCGGUCAAACUGGAAACUGGAUAAAUAUCUCCAUUAGCUGCUGGGACUGUCCUCCUCGCGCUGUGACUGAUCAAAGAAACGGGAAAGAGGUCCACAGGUGUGACACCGGCACGCUUCACCUGAGCGUAAAUAUUAUGAAGAUUGAUGCCCUAUCAAAAAGCUUCACUCGAGAACUAUCUGAGCUGUUUGCAAAGACACUGUGAGCUUGCAAGACUGUCCUUAAAGUUUUUUGUUAUUUUAUUGUUGUCAAAGUCAAAUUUUUCAUGUUUUUCCUCUUAAUGUCUCCACUAGAAUGUUAAAACAAAAUCUAAAAGCUGUUUUAAUGGCUGACUGGUGCUCAUAUGAAAAGAGAGUGCACUUACUGGUUAAAAACUCCAGUUUUGUUUAGUUUUUUUGUUU